AUGGAUCAAAAUGUUGAUUCUAAUCCCACUGAUAACAGCUCAACUUCAUCUCAUACUGUUAGUGCACUUUGGACAAGAUUAAUUUCUACUGAAUUAGAGUAUGUACGAAACAAUUCAGAGUUAUGCACCAAAAUACUGAAUAAGCAAGUUGUUAAUUCAAGUAAAAUUAAAAGCCUGGCCUUGAAAGCCAACUCUACAAAUUCAUCAGCUUCAUUUUACUAUCGAAUUGUUGAUUAUAUUGAUCGAAAUGCAACAAAUGAUCUUCGUCGAAUAACUUCAUUUAUAAAUGAACUUGGAUCUGGAAAUGUAUGUAUGAAAAGUACUAAGAAAGCUCAACAUUAUAGGGAAUUAGGAAAUGCUUUAUUCAAACAGGGGAAUCUGAAUGCUUCAGCUACUGCCUAUCGGACAGGUUUACUUUACGCACCCAAUGCAUAUUUCAUGCCAUCUAGUCAAGACAGUCUUGAGGAAUUUUGUAUGGAAGGAGCGUUAUUACAUGGAAAUCUGUCUGCUAUACUAGCCGUCCAACAGUUAUGGUCCUCUUGUUUAGAAGAGAUACUUACAGCACUGGAAUUACACUUGGUGAAUAUCACAAGCAUUAAAAAUUGUGGCAACAAAUCACUGAUUCUUCGUUUAAAAACACGUUUAGACAAGUGUUGCAAACAGUUAAAUCUACCUCCACUUAUUGAAUGGGAUCAUAAUCUUACAUUAAGUAAAUUAUUGGAAAUUCACCACUCUCUCAUUGUUACAUUCAUUGAUAAAAAUAAGAAAGAUGUAAAGACAAUAGAUAUUCCGAAGCCGAAAUACAAUCAUAAUUCAACGUAUUACGGUUUAUCGAAUGGUGUACGUGUUGAUACGAAUUGCGUGAAAGGUAGACAUGUUGUUGCUACACAACCGUUUGAACCAGGUGAUAUUAUAGCUGUUGAACCUGCGGGUGGAUGGAUUACAACUAUAAAUACCCAGUCUCAUGGUACUAAUGAUGAUGACAAUAAUAAUUUUAAGUACCUACUACUUCUACCAUCACAACGUAUGAAUCAAUGCUCAAAGUGUUUUAAUCAACUGAACUCUGUGGGUUUUGUAUGUCCAUAUUGUUGUGAUGCUGCCUAUUGUGAACUUUCAAGAGACUGUAGUUCUCAGUGUAAAAAAAUUAAAAAUUCUUUACAUCUAUUUCAAGAUUUCCAGCAACCUGCUUUGCAUAUGGUAGAAUGUCGGUUUAUGUUCCUUUUGAAUUCUAUUGGAUUGGGACAUUUGUGUUUUCGUCUUGCAUGGCUUCGUCAGCAUUAUCCUCAUUCACACCAGGAUUCUUAUCUUACUACUGAUCAGUUAGUUGAACAUUUCAUGGAAUUUCCUGUUGAAGAUUUAUUUGAAUAUGCACUAACAGGUUGGUUGAUAUCAAAAAUUCUCAAUUACAAUCAUAAAACCAAUUUAAAGUUGGUAGAAAAAGAAAAUGAAAUGAUUCAAGGUCUUUGGUGUUUUGACACUUUGAGACGUCUUCAGUGUAAUGCACACGCUGUGACUGAAAUCCAAGCCUACUAUCCUGAUCUUGAAGCAUGGCUACCUAAUCAGUUGAAUGUGUCAAUUGAUCUUAAAGUGGUUUAUCCAUUUAUUCGACGACUACGACAGGCUAGAAUUGCAACAGGCUUAUUCCCAUGUGUUAGUUUGCUGAAUCAUUCUUGUGAUCCUAAUAUUAUUCAUAAUUUUCAGAAUUCACUAAUAAUCUUACGUUGUUUAAAACCAAUUACUCCUGGAUCUGAGAUAUUUAACUGCUAUGGACCGCAUUAUUUACACUAUCCAUCAGCUUCCCAGAGGCUUACACUACUUCAACAGCAAUACUUCUUUAUAUGUAGCUGUGAAUAUUGUACUAAAUCUGCUUCAUGUUCCCUAUCGUUAAAUCAAUCUUCCAUCACUCCCACAGAAGAAAUGUCAACUAAGUGGAAAAAUGCCGUUGAUCAACUACUAUUAUUGCCUUGGAGUCCUAUUCAAUCACUGGACAAAUUAAAAAAUGCAAUCCACUCUGUACAACAAGCCGCUUCUUCAGAAAAAUGUUUAAAUGAUGAUGAUGAUGAUAAACAACAGUCAAAAUGGCUAUUUAGGCAGAAUGCUGGAUUCUGGUGUUUAAAAUCAUCAGUUCAAUGGGUUCAAUCGCAUUUCGGUACAGUUAGUUGUGAAUAUCUAUGGGAAUUGAUAAAUUUACUAAAUCUAUCCAUAAAUUAUUUUGAUGAAUUCAAUGUAAUUCAACUAAAUUUACCUAAAGAAUUUACAAUAUUGGAUCAGUUUUUAGGAAAAGAAAUUGAUUUUUCCGUUUUAAAUAAUAAUGAUUCUAUUCUUUCUGAGAUAAACAGACUGUCUACCAUAUUAUACGGAGUUGAUAAAGGUCAACUGAUUAUUGAACAGUUUGUACAAAAGCAAUAA
Heterobilharzia americana is the source of this 2409-nucleotide messenger RNA. The record is from the annotation of a GenBank genome assembly. NCBI's taxonomy places the organism in Eukaryota, Metazoa, Platyhelminthes, Trematoda, Strigeidida, Schistosomatidae.